AACUCCAAUGGGCCAAUAAUAGACAGAUAUUAGUAAGCCCUGUAAGAAGUAACAAACUUCUUCUUCUUCUUCUUACUCCAAAGAGUUAAGAGAAAAUCCGAGCUAGUGCAGAUGGCUUCCAUGGCGUCACCGACCACUUGCUUGUACCACCACAACCACAAAUGCCGGAGAAAACUUGGUUCCGAUGCCCUUCGUAUUAGCGCCUCAAUUUCAGAGAAUCCAGAUGACAAACCUUCGAAGCUAAUUGGUCGAAGAGAGAUCAUUCUUAGGAGCAGUGAAUUAGCUAUGAUCGGAGCUAUAUUCCAGCUCAGUGGGAAAAAACCAGAUUAUCUCGGAGUACAAAAGAACGAGAGAUUGGCUCUAUGUCCUGCCACUAAUAACUGUAUUUCCACUUCUGAGAAUAUCAGUGAUCGAGUGCAUUAUGCUCCACCUUGGAACUAUAAUGGAGGAAGGAAAACACCUGUGAACAGACAAGUUGCAAUGAAAGAGCUUCUUAAUGUGAUUAAGUCGGUGAAACCUGACAAGUUUACUCCUCGGAUUGUGGAGAAGAAGGAUGACUAUGUUCAUGUUGAAUAUGAAAGUCCAAUCUUAGGGUUAGUAGAUGAUGUUGAAUUCUUGUUCGCUCCUGGGAAGAACUCCAAAGUGGAAUAUCGAUCUGCAUCCCGUAAAGGGAACUUCGACUUUGAUGUGAAUAGAAAGCGAAUAAAGGCAUUGCGACAAGAGCUAGAGAAGAAGGGAUGGGUAUCGGAGAACAGCUUCUGAAGACAAAGAAGAGUUUCCAGUUUCUAAUCUUGUCUAUUCAAUAACUUAAUGUGAUGCCC
Molecule: messenger RNA, 821 nt
Organism: Arabidopsis arenosa
Lineage: Eukaryota; Viridiplantae; Streptophyta; Magnoliopsida; Brassicales; Brassicaceae
Source: the annotation of a GenBank genome assembly